Talpa occidentalis (Iberian mole) is the source of this 6381-nucleotide messenger RNA. It is a transcript of the gene YOD1, whose product is annotated as YOD1 deubiquitinase. The transcript has 2 exons. Gene Ontology annotation, biological process: protein deubiquitination; endoplasmic reticulum unfolded protein response. Gene Ontology annotation, cellular component: nucleus; cytosol. The record is from RefSeq and is a predicted model, not a curated record. NCBI's taxonomy places the organism in Eukaryota, Metazoa, Chordata, Mammalia, Eulipotyphla, Talpidae. Gene Ontology annotation, molecular function: cysteine-type deubiquitinase activity. Bases 1 to 1032 code for a protein of 343 amino acids.
AUGUUUGGCGCCCCGAAGGGUGGCCAUCUUGGCGGCGGCGCGGCGGCCGGUUGCCCCGGCGGCGGAGCCGGUCCUGCGGCCGGGACGGGGGUUGAGGCCGGCGCCGCGGGUUGCGGUACGAUGUGGCGGCUCCGCUGCAAGGCCAAGGACGGCACCCACGUGCUGCAGGGGCUGUCCAGCCGAACCCCCGUGCGGGAGCUCCAGGGCCAGAUCGCCGCCAUCACCGGGAUCGCCCCGGGCGGACAGCGAAUCCUGGUGGGAUACCCGCCCGAGUGCCUGGACCUCAGCAACGGGGACACCACGCUGGGGGACCUGCCCCUGCAGUCAGGUGACAUGCUGAUUGUUGAGGAAGAACCAACCAGGCCCCAGGCUUCGCCUGCAUUUACGAAACACGGUGCUUCCAGUUAUGUUAGGGAAACACCACCUGUGCUCACCAGAGCCUCCGUUCCCGCGGACAACUCCUGCCUCUUUACCAGCGUGUACUACGUGGUGGAAGGAGGGGUCUUGAACCCAGGUUAUGCCCCUGAGAUGCGACGCCUCAUAGCACAGAUUGUCGCAGGUGACCCUGACUUCUACAGCGAGGCCAUCCUGGGGAAGACGAACCAGGAGUACUGUGACUGGAUUAGAAGGGAUGACACCUGGGGGGGCGCCAUAGAGAUCUCCAUCCUAUCUAAGUUUUAUCAGUGCGAGAUCUGCGUGGUGGACACCCAGACAGUGCGCAUCGACCGCUUCGGGGAGGAUGCAGGCUAUUCCAAGCGCGUCCUGCUCAUCUACGAUGGCAUCCACUACGACCCGCUGCAGCACAACUUCCCCGACCCUGACACCCCACCUCUGACCAUCUUCUCCACCAGCGACGAUGUUGUCCUUGUGCAGGCGCUGGAGCUGGCAGAGGACGCGCGGAGGCGGCGGCAGUACACCGAUAUCCGCCACUUCGCCCUGCGCUGCAUGGUGUGCCAGAAGGGCCUGACUGGCCAGGCAGAAGCCCGGGAUCAUGCCAGGGAGACGGGCCACACCAACUUUGGGGAGGUGUGAACGAUGCCCAGGGGACCGACGCCGACUACCUCACAGACCCAGAAGGCUCUGGGCUGCCGAUAAGCUACUCCUGAUGCUGACGAACAAACAGGACGCGAUGCUUGAACCACCCUUUGGGCUUAAAAUCACUAAGAGACCGAAAUUCCUUGUUAAGAUUAAAAUCAGUGUGCAAGUUUACAGACCCGUUCCUGCAGUGGGGGUCCACGCCCCCUUCCUGCUGGGCACACGCUAACAGCCCUUGCUACCUGCUGACACUACCCUGAAGGUUGGGUGUAGUGGCACAAGCUGGCGCCCAGCACUGGUCACUUCUAGAAGAACUCAGCUUUGUGUGGGGGGGGGCGGGGGGCGCGGACUGGGAGGGCUAAUGGGAAGGCCUCCUGUGAAGCCACCGGACAGAAGCCAGUGUCCCCGGUGGUUGAAUCCUUUUAAAAACGGAAUUCAUGGUUUCUGAACUGUGAAGUGAUUCCUCCAAUGAAGACCUCAGACUUGUCCGAGUUGGUUUCACUUUGCUGUUUAGUAGACUUUAAAACGUGCUUGGUGAUAAGUACGUGACAAGCGUUUUCAUGAGGGGGGGGGGUUCUGUUCCUGGGGAAAGGGAAUCACCUCUCUGAGGUGCCCAGGGCAUCGGUCCUGGCGUCCACAGCAGAAGGUGUGAGGGGAUGGUGCCUGAGCAACUCCGUGAAGCUUUAACAGACCUUCGGCCUCCCGUGCCGGUGCUGCUCGCUGUCAUCUCUGUCACGUCGGCUAAGAUGUUAAAUUUAAGCAGGUAUGAUUGCUUAAUUGAAUGCCUUGAAAUUUGAGUGCUUGAUUUUUGCUUUUUCCAUAAAGAUUUGCGUGGAGGGAUUUGAUUUUCUCUGCAUUUUGCUUGGAGCCCUCCUUCAGCUCCUGAAGACAGCCUGGGUCAGCAGCGAGAGCGGCUGCCCAACUUGCCCGGUGAGCUCUCCUGCAGCCUGGACAGUGUGUCCUCCCUGGCCCAGCCUGCCGCGCGAUUGAGUGACUUCACGUGCUGCAGAUGAGCACUUUGCUUGUGCAGUCUUCUGGCAAUGGAGAAGUUUUAAGUAACUGGGAUGAUAAUAUUGAAUUUUUCUCACUUCUAAAGAUGACCGCUUUUAAGUCCUUGCCUUACUCAGCUUUUGGCGACUCCCGCCUGCCCUGGUGGCCAUGGACUUGUGGCCCUCUCGGGCAGUCCCCCUGCCACACCUUCCACAGCUUAGCUUCCGUGUGAGCUCUUCCAGAUAAACGUUUUCUACCUCUUAAUUCUUUUGAAGUUCAGGGAUGCUAAAUUAUGAAUCACUAUGUAUUAUCUCAUACAAUGUUAAAAGAGGCUUGAGGUUGUCGAGUUUGUCAUGUUCAUCUCAGUGUUGACACAGCGUCUUGCUGAGGGAGCCUAUGUAAACUCCUAGCCCUCGCGUCUCACCACACCUCCUUGGCAAAUUUUGUGAAAUGGACAUUCCUUUUAGCACUUUCACUCAAUGAAGACGGCUAUAUAAAAGUUAAAAAUCUGUCAUUGAUGGAGGAGGGUGUCCCUUCAAGGACCAAGCCGUGAGGUGUGUCUGGGCCCCAAGGUGACAUUUCUUGGCCUUGUGUGUGACUCGCCUCUUUGGGCACGUGAGGUAUUCCCAGUGAUGGACCAUACGUGUCUCCUCUUCUGAGCCUUAAAACAGCACUUGUGACCUUGCACACUUGGUGUCUGGCAGCCGCCAUCUGUACAGAGGAACCGGAUUGAAAAUGCCAUCUGGCUCAAAUGGUGGUUGUGUCUGUAUUUCCCCCAGAAAAUCAAUGGGAAGCUUGAGAGUGACCAGUAGGCAUUGUCCAGCAGCGCCAUGUGACGCUUCCCUGCCCUUCUUAGGGACUUUGGGACCCAAACUUGACCUUUGCCGACUGUAGUUUUAGAGGUUCAUUCUCGUAGCACGUAUUUAUUGAGUGGUUUACAAGGUGCCAGGCCUGUGUUGAUGUGUUUCCCAGUGUAAAUUUCAGCCACUUCAAAACUGAGUAUAUUUUGUACGUGUUGGAUUAGUUUUAACAAGUGGGAAGAAAGAGCCCCGGGGUAAAGCGGAGCCCCUUCAUUUCAGUGUUGCUUGGGGCUUAGACCUUGGCUCGCUCUGGGCGUGUCCGAGUUUGUCUGGGAGCCGCCCCACGCCCAGGGCCUGUUAUCUAGGUCGCCAGGCACAGCUGGACACCCACGACAGGUUGUUCCAGGAGUGACUUUCUGGUUGAAUCAGCUGCUGAAAUUCAGCACAGUAUUUUAAAGUGAUAUUCUGAUCAUAGAAAAUUCAAGGUGAUCAUAGAAAAUUCGAGCUGGAGCACUAUUUUAGAAACAUAAAUUUGGCUUAUUCUUAACUCAGGCUUGUGAGCCUCGUGAAUUUAAAGAUUUUUUUUUUUUUUGUACUGUACUGAAUGAAGUCCUAAAAUUAGAUUAUUCGUGGGGUAAAUUUUAAUCUUGAACUUUGAAAACCUAUGGACUUGGGCCUUGCAACGGGAUAUACAGAGACUUUUUGUUACAUUGGCACCUGAGCAGAAUGAAACCUCUUUCUGUUCAGUUUUGGCUGCCGUAGAAGAACAAUUUGUCACUGAAAGGAAGACCAUUUACUCCAGUGGCAGAAAAUGACUGGGCGUCCCUCCCCUCCCUUCUCCUCGCCACAAUGCUCCUGUGGACUUCAGGAUGCUGCGAAGCGCUCCAAAGACGCAGUGUGGGUGGAGUGAUUCCAGGGGCUGCUGCUACGGCCCUGUGGGGACAUGGGACAUCAGUCCUGCCCUCUUCUGGGAGGGCAUCACGACUAGAUUCUCGGUGGUUUCCCAGGAAGGUCUGCGGGCCCGGCAGCGCUGUGCCGGCGGAGGGGUCGCUGCAGCUCAGCAUGAUCCUGUGGCGUGAGAGGCACGUGAUCGACCACAAUGAGGCCAUGAAGUUCAGGUCAUAGGAACUUACGAUCAGGAAGCACUUAGUAUUUUGUCUGUCUACCCAUGCCCGGGCGCUGUGCCUGCCCUCUCGCCUGGUUCUUUCUGUCCUGAACAGGCCUUAAACCGUGAGCUAAGCUGGUUGCCCAGGCCCCCGUAUCUUCUGUCUCACCGAGGAGCAGGAGGGGUCAGCCUGGGCUGUCUUGGAGGCCAGGUGGCCUUCCUGGCGUUCAAAUGUCAGGAACCAGGGUCUUUGUGUGUCAAGACACCUUUGUUACUUGCAGCACUUUAAAAAAUAUGAAAGUUUACAUGUUCGCCCUCUGCAGGGAUCUUGUGAAGAACAUUAGCACACAGAGUGGAGCUGCUUGGGUCGGGCUGAUGGAUAGGCCCUGGCGCAGUGGGCGGCUCAUUGCGAGUUGGCCUGUGAGGCUCCGUGUCACUCACUGUGCAGCACAAUGUUCAGACGCGCCCACGGCGCAAAGGUGGCUGUAGUCUUUCUUAAAAGAUUAGAUGCUUAAUGCUGUUCAUUUGUUAACAAGCAAAUUUAAGGGAACUGCGUUUUGAGUCAGGCCUUCAGAGUGCCUGUGCGAACAGCACCAUGUUAGGUCUAAACUAGCAAUUGAGUUGAAAUGAGCUGUUUUACUAACUAGCUUAGAUGUUUUCUUACUGAGAAUUUUAAUAUGUUGGCACCUUUCAUUCAACUUUAAAAGAAUGAAAAAUUUCUCUUAUGGCAAGGAAGGGUUUUGUUUUUCUCUUUUCCAAGGAUUAGCUGCCAUUUUGUGUCUAGAGCUUUGAAUAGUUUAUGUUGACGGAAUCACUACAUCAUCACCACAUGGUGGGUGCUGACUGAGGCAGUGGUUCAUAGGAAUGUAAAGAGCGGGGUAGCCCUGAGCUGUUUUAGGGUGAAGGGAGUAUGAAGUGCCGCUUCGACAGAAGGGCCUCUUCAGAGAUGCAUUCCCCAGACCCAGUGAUGCUCUCUGGAGACCUCCAAGGUGCCUUGGGGGCGGCGUGGGGCAACACGGCCCUCCCCUUGGGGUGCAGGCCACAAGGCCGCCACCGUGAGCUCCGUUGCUGCCCUAACAUGCUCAUUUCUAAAGGGAGACCUGCGGGUAGGGUCAGCACUGACAGGAGAGCUGUAGGUCAGCACAGCUCAGUGUGAGAAAGGGUUAGGGUUUGCACGCAGGUGACAUGGCCCGAUGUCCUCCUGGCAUGGGCAUGUACACCUGCGGGUCUCCGAAGGUCAGGGCUGACCUGCGAGCUUCAGGCUCAUGUGGCGCCGUGCGGGACCCAGUCACGCUGUUUACAGGAAAUCAGAUUUCCUCAGCAAAGAGGAAUUUUGUUGAGUUCAGCUUGAAAUGCAGAAUAGAUGAGUGUGGUCGUCGAGGGCAAACGGAUGCAGACCCCCCCCCCCAGCCUCCCGGCCAUGCAGGAGCACUGGAAAGCAGCAGCCUUAUGAAGGUGCAGUGUCUUCUGCAGAGACGUCUGCCUGCCAUCUCUCCACAGUCACUGCUGGGCUGCGUGGGGCCAUUCUGUACACCAUGCAGUUCUGCCGCUAUCACUGCGAUGCCUUGGUCUUUGUCAUGAGGCUUAUGAUUUAAAGACCCAAUUGCUGUGUGAAGUGACUUGUUUGGAAGGAAUAAAUGAAGUGAAAAUACUGUUGUCUCAACUCUUCUUCGGCUGUGGGUGGAAGGCGGGGGACAGUGGGCGUACUCGUCACAUGUCAGCACGCCUAGGCCCACUCCCUCAACUUGUCCCACAAUCUGCCAGGUCUCACCUGGGGCGAGUGGGAUAACUGUCACGGGAGAACCCAGAACGUUUCUUCCUCUUAACACAGAGGGCAUUUGAAAAGUUCCCUCCCUUUUCCUAGUUCCUGAGGAUCAUCAGUCGGACGGGGCAUUCUCUUCACGGGACGAGCCCAGACCCUGGGUAAGGGUGGAAAUGGCAGCAUCACUGGGGUCUGUGCUGGAUCCUUCCAGGUGUCAGCACUAGGAACGUUUAUUACACACGACGCUGAAGUUUCUAGCACUGGCAGAGUCUUGGGCUCUCUAGCAGGAAAUCUUACCCUUUCCACCUCAGGGAAAGUUUAAAAGUAGGGAGCUGAGCCAAGUGUGGCCACUUUGUCACCCAGAACAAAGCUCGGGUCAGCACAGCUGCGAUGUGGGAGCCAAAAGGGUCUGGUGACCCUGAGGCGGCAGCAGCCAUGGUGCCAUCACUCCAGCCCAAGAAGCAAACGUUCUGUGUUCAUGACCUGGAAACUUGCUAGAAAUGCAACUUCUCCCAAAAGUAAUGCAAAGAUGCAUCACAGUGUCAGUGGCCUUCAGAGGGUUGCAUUUGAGGGCCUCCCCAGGGAUCGGCACCAGCUGGGGAGGCUAUGGUGGCCACACCCAGGUCAUUGGCCACUAAUCAGGACUAAACGUGCAGACAGUCUAGAGGUGGCGAAAGGCAGUGCUCGUG